This is a messenger RNA of Zingiber officinale, 2095 nucleotides long. Its product is annotated as MACPF domain-containing protein At1g14780-like. Bases 121 to 1941 code for a protein of 606 amino acids. The record is from RefSeq and is a predicted model, not a curated record. The transcript is spliced from 8 exons. Gene Ontology annotation, cellular component: plasma membrane. NCBI's taxonomy places the organism in Eukaryota, Viridiplantae, Streptophyta, Magnoliopsida, Zingiberales, Zingiberaceae. Gene Ontology annotation, biological process: plant-type hypersensitive response; regulation of salicylic acid mediated signaling pathway.
ACGAGUACCGUCUUAAUCUUCUUGAUCGUACGAAACGGCACACACAAGUCACCUUCAAUUUGCUCCGAAGAUAUCGACGGAGAUCUAGCUAGCUAGCUAUCGCAGUAGAAGGGGCCAGGAAUGGCCGGAGCUGUGGAGCGAGCUGUUGGGUGGCUGGGGAUGGGCUUCGACGUCACCUGCGACUUCCGGCCGGAGUACUGCCGGGGCAAGGAGAGGCUCGUAGCGUUAAACGAGGAAGAGAAGCGAGAGCUGGUGGUGCCGGGCUUCGGCUCGUGCAAGGACGUGCCGGCUGACAUAAACUGCGAUAAGGGCGACCGCAUCCGAUUCCAGUCGGACGUCCUCGAGUUUACUCAGAUGUCGGAGCUGUUCAACCACAGGAGCUCGAUAGCAGGGAAAAUCCCCUGCGGCCUCUUCAAUUACGCGUUCGGCUUCGAAGGGAGCACAUGGGCGCAGGAUGCGUCGAGCACCAAGUUCCUGGCCAUUGACGGCUCCUUCAUCACCCUCUUCGACCUCCGGAUCGAACGCCAACCUCUCACUCUCACCAAACGGGUCGUCCGAGCCGUCCCUUCGACUUGGGACCCCACUGCAAUCGCAAGGUUCAUUGCAGAGUUUGGCACGCACAUAAUAACAGGGUUAAGUGUGGGAGGGCAGGAUGUGGUCUACGUGAAGCAGGAUCAGUCCUCCACUCUCUCUCCGUCCGAGCUUAAGCUACACCUUGAUAAUCUCGGGGACCAGCUGUUCACCGGCGCAUGCACGCUCCCCCCGUUCCAUUGGAAAUCGAAACAGCAUCGGAUUAAGGUACCGGAGGCUUUCAACGUGUUUGAUCAGCCGGCCAAAUUUCUCAAGGGCGUUCCUGGCGUUUUCAGCAAAGAUGGCGUGACAGUAAUGUGCUGUAAGAGAGGAGGAGAUGCUUCGGCAAGCAGCCACGGCGAGUGGCUCCCCACCGUCCCUGCGACGCCCGACGUCAUCAAUUUCACCUUCGUCCCAAUCACCUCCCUGCUCAAGGGGCUCCCUGGCUGUGGUUUCCUAUCUCAUGCCAUCAACCUCUACCUCCGAUAUAAACCUCCUCUGCCAGAUUUGCGUUACUUUUUGGAUUUCCAGUGCCAUAAGCUUUGGGCUCCCAUGCACAAUGAUCUACCCCUUGGCACCAUCUCCAACAUGUCUAUUCCUAACCCUUCUCUUACGUUCAACCGUAUGGGCCCUAGGCUCUAUGUCAACACCAGUAAGGUUAUAGUGGGAAAGUUACCGGUGACGGGAAUGAGACUGCACCUUGAAGGCAAGAAAAACGAUAGGUUGGCCAUCCACCUGGAGCACCUCUCUCAAAGUCCUACGUUCAUCGGAGUUCAGUCCGGUUCGGCCAUCUUCUGGCGGUCGUCCGAUAUGAUUGUGGCCGCGGACGCCGAAAGGUACUUGGAGCCGGUGCAAUCAAAGAAGUUCACGCGCGUCUGCACAAUCCCGGUGAAGUACGAUCCUCUGUGGACGACCAGCGGCGGCGGAGGGACCUCGUUCAUCGUCACCGGAGCUCAACUCCACGUGAAAGCCGAGGAGUCCUCUAACGCGCUUCACCUCAGGCUGAUGUACGCCGAGGUGAGCGGUUGCGUCGUGUGUCGGUCGCAAUGGCGGCGAGGCCCGUCGGGGCUUUCUCAAAAAUCAAACUUUUUCUCGGCGAUGAGUGCCUCGCUUAAUUCCGGCGGCAUCGAGAAGGAGAAGGGGCCGCAUCGGGAAUUAGGAGAAGUGGUGGUGGACUCCGCCAUUUUCCCGAGUGGUCCGCCGGUGCCGGUGGCGGCCCAAAAGUUGCUCAAGUUCGUGGACACUACGCAACUAUGCCAGGGGCCUCAGCAUAGUCCCGGGCAUUGGCUAGUGACCGGUGCAAAGUUGAACGCGGAGAAGGGGAAGAUUAAGCUACACGUUAAGUUCUCGCUUCUCGCUUCGCUCAGGUGAAGGGCCAAGCUGCCCUUCUUCUUUGAUUUCUUCCUAAAUUUUCCACGAAUGGUGUAAGAUGUGAAAUUGUAUAGAAGAAGGAAAGGAAAACAAUGCCCUUUAUUUUUUGUGUAUUUUUUUCCUUCAUCUACCUUAGGGAUCAUAAUUUCCUCUU